Exophiala spinifera is the source of this 2232-nucleotide messenger RNA. RefSeq lists its product as uncharacterized. Lineage: Eukaryota; Fungi; Ascomycota; Eurotiomycetes; Chaetothyriales; Herpotrichiellaceae. The transcript has a single exon. Gene Ontology annotation, biological process: vesicle-mediated transport. Gene Ontology annotation, cellular component: endocytic vesicle; cytosol. The coding region runs from base 1 to 2232 and encodes 743 amino acids. The record is from RefSeq and is a predicted model, not a curated record. Gene Ontology annotation, molecular function: guanyl-nucleotide exchange factor activity; ubiquitin binding; small GTPase binding.
AUGGAUCAGCCUCAAGCAAAUGAACAUUCGCCUAAUGCGGAGGACUUCACAGACCUUGAAGCCGAAGAGAAGGCCCCUGCCACGGUCGAGUUGAUAGCCCACGAUGUCUCGAAUGAUAGAGGCAAAGAGGACGACACAGAUCCUUCUCAGAAGCUUCAAGGCCUUCAUAUCGGCGACAGUGCGCCCGGUACCGCCGACACUUCCCAGCUGCAGAAGCCCCUCCCUUCGACGCCGCCUUUUCUUCCUCAACCAGUAGCUACAGCCUCAGAGCCCUACCGAGACCCGACACCCAAGACUCCCACAAUAUCGAGACAUCCUUCUACAAAGGCACCGGAGGUUAGCUAUAAUGAGAAACACUCGGGCUAUAUUCAAGAUCCUCCAACUGGUGGUGCCAGCGCUGCAGGAGAGAAACCCGGGCAAGAUAACGAUGCCGAGUCAGCUUCAGAAAUCCAGAGUAUCAUGGAUCAAUUCGAUGAUGCCACUUUGGCGCCAUCAAAGGAAGACAUAAUGUCUCCCAGGCACGAAAUGACGGGGCCGAUACUAGGAAUGGGUUCUCACUUUCCGCCCCGGAGGCCUAGUCUGGACCAUAUUCGAUCAAGAGACAUGGACCUGAUAGCAUCAUCACCAGUCGCAGCUAAUUCAGAGAAGCCUCUGCCUUCUCCUCCGUCAGAUUCUGCAGAGAACGAAAAGGAAGCAUUGAGAAGCCCCUCGCUGAAAGGGGCCGCCUCGACGAGUUCUUUACUACAACAGCCACCACCUCCUGAACCAGAGCCAGAAUUACCAUUUGAUUUUCAUCGGUUUUUGGAACAACUUCGACAUAAAUCUGCAGACCCAGUAGCGAAGUUCCUGCGUUCGUUCCUGACCGAGUUUGGCAAGAAGCAAUGGAUGGUGCACGAACAAGUCAAGAUCAUAGGCGAUUUCCUGGCCUUCAUCACGAACAAGAUGGCUAUCUGUGAUGUUUGGCGUGAAGUCUCUGACAACGAAUUUGACAACGCCAAAGAAGGCAUGGAGAAGCUCGUCAUGAACAGGCUUUACUCACAAACAUUCUCACCAGCAAUCCCUCCGCCUCCAUCACUACCUGCCCGGUCGCGAUCAAGGGGUCGGCGGAAAGAGCAAGAGAAGAGCCUGGGUGUAGGUAGACGUGGUCAACAUCAAGAAGACGUCGAACGCGAUGAAAUCUUGGCCCAAAAGAUACGCAUUUACAGCUGGAUUCGUGAGGAGCAUCUGGACCUAGCCCCUGUUGGUCCGAACGGAGAGAGAUUCUUGAGAUUGGCCCAGCAAGAAUUGCUCAAGAUGAAAGGCUAUCGAGCGCCAAGGGACAAGGUCAUUUGCAUCCUGAACUGCUGCAAGGUGAUAUUUGGUCUGCUCAAGAACGCAAAGAGCUCAGACACGUCGGCCGACUCUUUUGUGCCGCUGCUGAUCUACGUCGUGCUGCAAGCGAAUCCUGAAAACCUGGUGUCGAACGUUCAGUAUAUCCUACGGUUCCGGAACCAGGACAAACUCGGCGGCGAGGCAGGGUAUUACCUCUCAUCCUUAUCCGGGGCGAUUCAGUUCAUUGAGAACCUGGAUCGCACAACUCUGACUGUCAGUGACGAGGACUUUGAACGGAACGUCGAGCUUGCAGUGUCGGAAAUUGCCGCCCAAAACCGUGAAGCCGAGGCGAUGAGCCCUCGUGCGUUGUAUCGAGAGAAAUCCAGCAUUGCCGAGCCAGAACUGACCCCAAGAAACUCGAUGGACGUCACGUCGAGCAGUCCUAUACGGAGAGAUCCCAGACGCAUGAACAGUAGUUCCGAAGGUGGUGGUGAAGAAGGAGUAUCUAGCAUUCUACGAUCUAUCCAGAAGCCUCUCUCCACGAUUGGUCGGAUAUUCUCGGACCAAGAUACCUCACAGGAGCCGAGUGCAGCUCCGAGUCCCACUCCACAGCAGCAGCAGCAGCAGCAGCAGCAGCAGCAGCAAGGAGCUCAUCUGAGUCCAUCAGUGUUCCAACAGGUCAGUGCUGAUGGCAGCAGAAUGCCUCCUUACGACGCGCAAGAAGCAGCCGCGAGACAGGCAAGUGCAGAGGCAGCGGAAGCACGACGAAUCCAACGUCAGGAGCAUAGGACUGUCGUUGAGACGUUGUGUGGCAUGUUUCCAAACCUCGACAAGGAGGUUAUUGACGAUGUCGUCCGGCAGAAGGAAGGUCGAGUCGGUCUUGCAGUUGAUGCUUGUUUGGCUUUGACUGCUGGAAGUUAG